AUGGGUGAGACCUUCAGAUUACAUCUUAACCCUUGCUAUGCCCUUCUUGCGUGCAGUACGUGGGGCGUGCUGUCUGCUGGAGCACGUGGCAUGUCUGGAGGCUUUGCAGGGAACCCUAACGGGUCAGGUUUUAAAAAAAUACUCGGGAAUUCUGAUUGGGAGGACUUGGAACAGGAAUUACCAGAAAUGGUUCUUUUAAAGUUUUUUCGACCAGAAAACACACCAGUACCUGCAAGACCAACACCUGAGCAGCUUUCUAAUCUUAUCAAGACAAGUCUUCAUUAUCCAGAGUCUUUCAAUCAUUCUUUUCAUCAGAAAAGCCUCUGCCUGGUACCUGUCACUCUCCUACUUUCAAAUUGUUCCCAGGCUGUUGUGGAUGUGAUGAUUGAUUUACGACAUAAAACAACAAGCCCAGAAGCACUAGAAAUCCAUGGAUCUUUUACAUGGCUUGGGCAAACACAGUACAAGCUUCAACUUAAAAGCCAGGAGGUCUAUAGCUUGCAGCUGAAAGCUUGCUUCGUUCAUACAGGUGUCUAUAAUCUUGGAACCCCCAGAGUAUUUGCCAAGCUAGUGGACCAAGUUACUUUGUUUGAAACGAGUCAGCAGAACUCCAUGCCUGCACUGAUUAUUAUCAAUAAUAUCUGACCACUUCUUGGGGAAAAAAAAAAUCACACUAAAAGACAAAAUAUUCUUUUCUUAUCUUGCUGGUUGACGUUUUACUGCAGUUUUUUUGGAAAUAGCACCUCAGACAUCUAACUUGUUACUAAAGAUUGUGUAGGAAAGAAAAUAGCAAAAUAUUCAGAUGACUUGUCAGUUUGUUUCUCAAUGCAACGCACGUUGGACUGAAAAUAUGUUUAUCCUUUUAUAAUGUAUUUCUUCUCUGGUAAUUAAGAUAUUGAUAACACGAAAUACCCUCUAACUCCAAAUCUGAACAUACUUGUAUGUCCUAUGCCCUGUCAGAAAUGCAGCUUGACUGCUUUUACAACUUCCAGCAUGGUGUGUUUAAUAUUUGUGGCUGUAUUAGAAUAUGGUUCAGGAAGAAAC
Messenger RNA from Eurypyga helias (sunbittern), 1044 nucleotides. RefSeq names its product trafficking protein particle complex subunit 8-like. The record is from RefSeq and is a predicted model, not a curated record. Lineage: Eukaryota; Metazoa; Chordata; Aves; Eurypygiformes; Eurypygidae. Gene Ontology annotation, biological process: protein localization to phagophore assembly site; endoplasmic reticulum to Golgi vesicle-mediated transport. Gene Ontology annotation, cellular component: TRAPPIII protein complex; cytoplasmic vesicle; phagophore assembly site. The transcript is spliced from 5 exons. Bases 1 to 645 code for a protein of 214 amino acids.